This is a messenger RNA of Nerophis ophidion (straightnose pipefish), 625 nucleotides long. Its product is annotated as guanylin family protein. Gene Ontology annotation, cellular component: extracellular region. Lineage: Eukaryota; Metazoa; Chordata; Actinopteri; Syngnathiformes; Syngnathidae. The transcript is spliced from 3 exons. The record is from RefSeq and is a predicted model, not a curated record. Gene Ontology annotation, molecular function: guanylate cyclase activator activity. Bases 16 to 411 code for a protein of 131 amino acids.
UUUGUCACAUGACAAAUGGGGGGCGGGGGGACGAGGCAAGACCUCAAAAGGGAGGUCUGUGCCUGCACCACCAAGCAGAACAGCGCCAUAGUAACCAUGAAGACCACACUCGCCAGCGCCGCUCUCCUGGUCCUGGUCCUGGUUCUGGGCUGGAGCUGUGAGGCCUUGCAGGUCCAGGAGAACGGCUUGUCCUUCUCGCUGGAGGCCGUCAAAAGGCUACAGGAGAUGUCGGGGAGCAGCAACCCUCGCCUCAGGUCCAGCUCCUCGUCCAUGUGUGAGGACCCCAUGCUGCCCCAGGAGCUCCUGCCACUGUGCAAACAGAAGGGGGCGUCGGCCUCUCUCGCCAGACUAGCCGUGGUGCCUCUGGACGUCUGCGAGAUAUGCGCCUUCGCCGCCUGCACCGGCUGCUGAGCUAACACGCUAUUAAGAGCUCCUAGCUUCUUUUUCCUUCUCUUCAGUUUGCAAUUUUCUUGUCAAAAUGCGAGCGGAAGGAGAAAGUUUGUUACUUUCAGGCGUUUGAGCCCUUUUUCCUGUCGCUUUUAUGUUUUCUUUUGUUACAUUUCUAUUUAAAAUGUCUUCAUCCUGUUUUUAUUGUUUGGAAUAAAAAAGUGUGCAUUGCAAGUCA